UCCUCAUCCGCGCGUCGACAUAGGUCCCCGCGAAUUGCCAAGUAUAGUCAUUUUGUGCGGCAUUUACACCCACAAACUGACGCGUUGUGUUAUUUAAAUUAACUGCUGCAUUAAUACAAGGAUAACUGAAGCCUGCCGCGUUCGUUAUGUCCGUUUGAGUCGAGAUUGGACGUCGCUAAUGUUCCAGCGUCCAUGUCCCCCCGUAGGCUGUUCCGCGGAGUGAUAUCCACUUCAUUGCAACCGACAAUGUGGAGGCUGUUAAAAUGUCUACUUGGAAAAUGAAAUUGUUACAUUUUCUCUCACAAUAAGGAAACAGUGCGGCUUCAGCGUUAUGGUUAAAAACGUGUUUUCAGUUUCGUGACGAAAACAAGCAGACGAGGUGACGGAGGAGCGGUUCAUAUUGUCUUUCCUCAUUUUCAUCGAGCCCGCAGUCCGGACCACGGGGGGAAGGAUCCUAUCCCCAACUUUGUUUUUCUCUCUACUGCAGCCGUCGAUUUCUCGCCGUUGGAUGCCAUAGAAUUGAAUCCAGAUCUAGUAACGCUGCUCAACACGGGAAUUAUGGCAAAACGCUUCAAUAAUAACGUGGCCCCUGUGCAUGGAGCAGUCGCUUGCUGAGACUGAAAGCGCCAAGUUAACAGCAGCAGAGAAUGGCUGCAGUGGAAACCGACAAGGAGCUCAACGACUUGCUGGAUUUUAGCGCGAUGUUUGAGCCUCCAGUUACAAACGGCAAAAACCGUCCAACUACUCUUGCAAGCAGUCAGUUUGGAGGAACAGGUAUGGAUGACAGGAGUGGGUCCGGUCCCUGGGGGCCAGGAGAACAGAACAGUCCAGCUUUCAACCAGGGAAGGGGUUAUGCAGAACAAGGCCUUUACAGUGAGCAAGAGGGCAUUGCCUCUGCCCCCAUGUAUGGAUCGGGGAUUGUUGGGAAGGCUGAGCGAGGACCAUACUCGUCAUUUGCUGCACAGCCGGGCUUUAUGCCCAAUGAGAUGCCCAUGCCCAGUCCUGAUGCCCUCUCCCCCUCUGGCCUGAAGACCAACUCUCAGUUUUAUUCCUCCUAUGAGGGAAGCAACGCUCGCAGGAGACCCUCGCAGGAGCCCAUUGGACCACAACCCAAAAAGAUCAGGAAGGUGCCCCCUGGCCUGCCCUCCUCGGUUUAUGCAUCUGCCUCAGGAGAAGAUUUUAACAGGGAUAACGCUGGCUACCCGGUCUCCAAGGCAGGAAACGUCUUCACACCGUCAUUCUAUGUGCAAGAAGGCCUCCACCCGCCCUCUGAUCCAUGGGGCUCUGCCAGGUCGAUGGUUCAGCCUGGUUAUUCUGCCAUGCUGGGCAACUCCCCCCAUCUGAGCCAGCAUGCUCCCUUCACUGCGAUCAACCCCCAAGACAGACUGAAACGGCAGCCACUGCCCCUCUCCCCCCAGAACUACCCCAUGCACGGCAGUGAGGUGAACGGAACUCAUCCCUCCGGCUUCCACUCUGGCCCCAGCAGCUUCGGGGUGCCCAGCCACACACCCCCUAUGGCUGACCCUAUUAUGGCCAAUCGAGGAGCAGUACCGGGGAGUUCAGGUGAUGAGAUUGGAAAAGCCCUGGCAUCUAUCUAUCCCUCAGACCCACACAGUAACACCUUCCCUCCAUCUCCGUCUACUCCCUCCGGCUCUCCCCAGGCGGUUUCAGGCUCUGCAUCACAGUGGACUCGAUCCUCUGGCCAGGCCACGCCUUCACCAAACUUUGAGGGUGGAAUUCAAUCCAUGCCUAGUAAAAUGGAGGACCGUCUGGACGAAGCCAUCAAUGUUCUACAGCGUCAUGCCAGCGGGCAAGGAGUGCCAGGCCUGGCUGAGAUGCACAAUCUGCUCUCGUCUGGCUUAGGGUUACCUCCAGCUUUCACCAGUGCAGCACUUGGAUUGGCCAGUCGCCUGCCCGGACUGAUGUCUGGUCACCACGAGGAGUCUGCUGGUCUGCCCUCUAGUGGGGGACUUAUGCAUGGUCACCAUGGCCCCAACUCUGUCCAACCAGGCUCUCAGCCUGAAGGUUUUACAGGCCUGUCUGGUAGCCUGAAGCGCUCCAGUGGUUCUGAUAUCAAACGAGAGGACAAGGAGGACGAUGAAAACUGCUCCAUCACCGACAGGUCAGAGGAUGAGAAAAAAGACAUGAAGGCCCGACUUGGAACAAGUCUGGAUGAUGAGGAGGACGAUGAAGAUCUACCAGUGGAGGUUAAGGCUGAGCGGGAGAAAGUGAGGAGGAUGGCAAACAACACCCGUGAACGACUACGUGUGCGGGACAUCAACGAGGCUUUUAAGGAGCUGGGCCGCAUGUGUCAGCUCCAUCUGAGCCACGAGAAACCGCAGACCAAAUUGAUCGUACUGCAACAGGCCGUUAACGUUAUACUCAACCUGGAGCAGCAAGUCCGAGAGCGUAAUUUAAACCCAAAGGCCGCCUGCCUCAAGAGGAGAGAGGAGGAAAAGGUUUCAGGCGUUGACCCUCAGAUGCAGCUCGGUGGGGGUCACCCUGGUCUUGGAGAUGGACAUAUGUGAUUCUCAGUUCCUGUUGAUUGUACAGCCCUUAGAACACGUGGCCUUAAUCUAUCAUUGUCAUGCAUCUCAGUGUGUGUUAAUCAACUUUUGGAAAGCACACACGCACACACCUCAUUACUGACAAAGCAGGUGGCCACAUUCCUGACUAUGAAUACAAAAGUAACAAGCACACUCUUAACAGGAAGAGGGAAAAUGUAUUAAUCUUAACAAGACAACACUUUGAACCGAGGACACCGGUUUGGAGACAGUGGAAAUUGGACAUAAGGACAUUCUUAUGAUCAUGUUUUUGUAAGACAUUUUGAAAAAUUGCUUUACAUGUUGGGAGCAAAACUUGUUUGGAUCAAAUGAAACGUUUUGGAUCAACUGCUUGUGUAAGCAGAGUUAGGAUUUGUAUCGUUGGAUGAUUAUUGGCAUUCCCAUCUGAAAAGCAGGUCUUACAUUCUUCACAGGCAAAGAGGGACACCCGGGUUUAUAUAUUAUGAUUAAACAAAACCUGUUCAAACAUGUGCCCAAAGGAGUCCUAAUGCAUAGUGUUUCAUCAAGAUAAAAUAUCCAUCGUUAUUAUCUUCUUACGUAAUGACUGAAUUGCAGAGGUAGGUUGGGAAACAUAAGAGCGCCGACCUCUUUCUUUGUGGUAUUUUCUUUUCUUUUAUUUCUUGGUUUGGCUGAAAAGGAGCCACAGUCACCGACUUGGCGUCGGCUUAUUUUUGGUUCGUUUAUAACUGAGGGGACUGCUGGAGAGAGACCCUCCACUCACGCAUACAAGCAAAGACUCGACCCGAAUCCAAGAACCACAGCGACGUAGAAUCCGACGUGCAUGUGAGGACAGGUUGGACUCGAGCGCAUGGAUGUCGUUGUCACUGCCCAGCAUCACGAAGCCGCUCGCUCUCAGCCACGUGGUCAGACUGUGUCGCUUCAUACCUAAAGACUCUGUUACAGUACGGUGAACUUAAUAAACUAAAGUCUCCGUGCGAUUUGUAUUACGGCAAAUCCCCUUUUGCUAGAAGACAGAAAUAAUUGAGCAUCAAAAGGGAUCACGAGUGUUCCUGCUUCCCCGUAGAGAAUUCACUCACCAUUGACGGACUUGUUUUGGUUGUUGCUGUGUUGAGCAUUUGGUGUUUUGUUUUCCCCCCCUUUUUGAACAACUGCAAAGCCGGAUUUAAGGCUCUUCCUUUUGUAGAAUUGAUUUAUCAUUGUUUUUUUAUUGUCUUUUUUUUUUACUUUGUAAGAUAGUUGUAUGAGUUUUGUUUUUAUCAUUUGGAAUGCUCUUUCUUUUUUUGUUUACAUUGUUUAAAUGUAAGAUGUAAGACAACUCUCAAUUUAGAUUCCAGGAACAAAGUGAGGUGUUUUCUUUUGUGCCAGGUGCUUAGAAAUGUUAGAAAUGACAAACUUAUCUGGCUGUAACAUCACAUGUUGUGAUAUUGCUCUUUUUCUUUAUUGCAUGUUUGAAAACAAACAAACCUGUCAUGCCAGUUGUAAUUGGAUUGUUCUGGUGUUUGCAACAGUUCUUCUUAAAUGAAACACAAUAUUUUUCUUCAGCACCCCCCCUCCCAGUCCCCCUCUGCCCUCCUUGGAUGUGCAGCUCUCUGAGGAGCUUGUGGAUGAGUUCGAGGAAGGGGCAGAGUGGGAGGUCUGCACAAUCUGCAACACAAUUCACUGUUUCAUUAUGAAAUGAAGCAUAAAAUGAAUCAAAAAGGGUGGCCUUAGUCAUUUUCCUGACUUUGGGAGUUUUGAUAAUGGUUACUCACCAGUGCCUGAAUAAUUCUCUGCUACAUGGUGGACGAUGUUGCAUUUGAUGAUUUAUAUAGGUUGUACCUUUUUAUAAUACAGAUGUAUAAAACGUAUAUACUUCAGUAACAUCUGACAGUGUCUCAGAACAUCUAUAUGAAGAAUCACACUGCUUCAGUGUCUGUGUCAUUAAAUGUAAGAUGACUAAUAACCCGGUCUUCAACUUUGACGCUGAAAACUACUUAAUAUGUUUCAUCUUUUAUGUACUGAUUUUGUUAAGUAUAAUUUUGUCCUUGACUGGCAUGUGCAUUGAUAUGUAUGUACAGCUGUGAUAUAUCGGCUUUAUCAUUAUAAGCUGGUACUGAUCUGUAACAGUAUUUGGUUUUCUACCUGUCAUUCUAUCCCAAAUCUUUCCCCACGGAAAUGCCCCAAACAUUAUUUUCUUUGUCAAUCCCACUCUAACCUUUCUGCAGAAAAAAUGUGGUGUUGUUGUGAUAUGAAAAAUCUCUACUAAAGACUUUCUUUACAUGAAAGACACGUCUGCAGUAUCCAAGGAUCAAAAAUGCACCUGAAAUUCUUUGUUAACCGCCCUUUUGCCCUCUACAACAGAUGACCUGCUACAAAUCUCUCUGUCUUCACUCAUGUUUGGGGACAACAUCUAUGUAGGCUAUGUCCUCAAAGUGCCUCCAGUUUCCUAUUUUUUAUAUAUAAAGUAGAUAUAGAGAACUGUUGUGUAUAUAACAGUAAUGUAGCAAUAAAUGUGCCAUUUUUAAUAACAAACA
Gasterosteus aculeatus aculeatus (three-spined stickleback) is the source of this 5038-nucleotide messenger RNA. Lineage: Eukaryota; Metazoa; Chordata; Actinopteri; Perciformes; Gasterosteidae. The record is from RefSeq and is a predicted model, not a curated record.